AUGGGUGACGCUGGCCCCCCGAACAACUUCGUGCCGCCGUCUGUGCAAGUAAGCAGCACAAACAACAACAUUCCAGCAGUCCCGGCGCCAGACAUAACCCACCGCCCAGACGUCGACACCGAUGUUGUGAUCAUCGGCACGGGUUUUGGUGGCAUCCGGGCUAUUCACGAAGCCAGGAAGCAAGGCUUUACGUUCAAGGUGUUCGAGAGGGCCUCUGGGGUCGGUGGAGCAUGGCACUGGAACAGCUACCCGGGCGCCCGCACGGAUACCGAGAGCUGGGUGUACAUCUUGAACAUCUCCAAAGAACUGAACGACGACUGGGUCUGGCCAGAGCGAUACCCCAGUCAGGUUGAAAUGAAACGCUACUUUAACCAUGUGGUCGAUCGCUUCGACAUGCGCAGGCACAUUCAAUUCAACACCGAAGUUACGGAAGCCCAGUACGACGACGACAGAAACAUGUGGACGGUGACUACCGACAAGGGGGAGCGGCAUACCGCCACCUACAUCAUUGCGGCGACCGGAUCCUUGUCCUCGAGCCUAAAACCACCGUUUCCCGGCCUUGAGACGUUCAAAGGGCAGUGGCUCAUGACCUCGAGCUGGGGAUACGAGCCGGUAGACUUUGUGGGCAAACGUGUAGCCGUCAUUGGCACCGGUGCGACAGGGGUCCAGAUUGUUCCUAUCAUCGCCCACGGCGCGAAGUCGCUUCACGUGUUCCAAAGAACGCCCAACUACGUGCUUCCAGGCAGGAACUGGCCACUGCACGAGGAGGCGAUGAACGAGAUCAAGCGGAACUAUGAAGACAUGUGGGCCCUGGCCCGAAAGCACUCGAUGGGGUUUGCAAUCCCAACAUACGGAAGGAAAACCAAAGACUACUCAAAGGAGGAGCAGCAAAUGAUACUGGAAGCUGGCUGGGAGUCUGGAGGCUUCAGAUUCAUCUUCGAAACGUUUGACGACAUGACGACGGACCCAGAGGCCAACGAGGUUGCCUGCGAGUUCAUCCGACAUAAGAUUCGAACCAUCGUCAAAGACAAGAAAACAGCCGACUUGCUGUGUCCUCACUACCCUUUCACGGUCAAGCGACCCCCAGUCGGUCAUCACUAUUUUGAGUCCUUCAAUCGGGACAACGUCCAUUUGGUCGACAUCAGCAAGCAACCAAUCAGUGAAAUCACUCCAAAUGGUCUGAAGGUCGGAGACACUGAGUAUGAGGUCGAUAUCAUAGUUUUCGGGCUCGGAUUCGACGUGGCUGUCGGGGCUCUUAUGAAGAUGGACAUCAAGAGUCGAGGCCACGUGCUACACAAGGAUUGGGACGACCGCUUGACAACGUAUCUCGGCAUCGGCGUCCAGGACUUCCCCAACUUCUUCCUCUGUGCAGGUGCACAAGCACCGGCCGUGAACGCACCGAUGACUGUGGAUGUGAGUAUCGAGUUCCUGGGCAAAACAUUCGAGUUCAUGAAGAAGCAUGGUAUGACGAAGGUUGAGCCUAAAAAGGAAGCCGUCGAUCGGUGGGAGAAGGUCAUGAAUGAUGCAGUGAGCAAGACUUUGAUCCCAGAGGCAGCGGGAAAGGUGGGAUCAUGGUAUGUGGGCGCCAAUGUUCCUGGCCAGAAACACAGAGUGCUGUUGUAUUUCGGAGGACUUGCGCAAUAUCUCAAUUACUGCAAUGCAGAGGCAGACUCGGGUUUUGCUUCUUUUGAGAUGAGCAAAGGUCAUCUCGCGCGGAAAGUUAUUGAGAAUGGCGAUCGUGCUUGA
Molecule: messenger RNA, 1746 nt
Organism: Exophiala oligosperma
Lineage: Eukaryota; Fungi; Ascomycota; Eurotiomycetes; Chaetothyriales; Herpotrichiellaceae
Exons: 2
Coding region: 1-1746 (581 amino acids)
Molecular function (GO): NADP binding; flavin adenine dinucleotide binding; N,N-dimethylaniline monooxygenase activity
Source: RefSeq, a predicted model, not a curated record